CCGUGCGUUCAGUCAACGCAGGAGCCCUCCAGUCUUUGAAUUUUUUUCUGUCUGGUCCUCAAGGUUGUUGCUGCUGAGUCUUAACUCUUGAGGUCGAAAUAAUUCCAGAGGUUUCGGAGGUCCAUCUUAGACUGGAAGGUGUUUUGGAAGGAGUGUCGAUUGAAUGUAGGCAGUGCCACCAUGAGUGCCAAAGGAUUUUGCAGGGUGCUUGUUUGGGUAGGACUCCUUCUCGGGGUGAGCUCCAACUUCACAGACGUCGCCGUGCCCUACUCUCCAAGGGCAUGGUUUUCGAGCGGCUUUCCACUGUCACCGCUCACGUUGGUCAGGUUCCUGAAUGGCAAAUGCGACGCGGGUAACGGUCAGUUCGGGACGUGUAUGGCCAAGUUUGAGUGCUUCAAGAAAGGCGGAAGCGGCUAUGGGAUCUGCGGUCAAGGCUUCGGCGUCUGCUGUGUUAUCACGGCCAUAGAAAACGGAGUCGCAUACGGGAACAACACGCGGAUAUACAGGAGCAACUUCAACGAAGGAGUCCACAUCACCUACACCAUCUUGCGAAUGAACAAACACGUCCGCCAGUUUAGAUUGGACGUGAAGCAACUGUAUAUGUAUGAAGUCGAAACUAAUGGACUCUGCGCGCAUGAUUACAUGCUCGUCAAUCAAGACACAAAAUUUGAAAAGGUCUGUGGGCUGAGCAAAGACAUCCACUACUACAUAGACGUGACGGAUACCUUUGUGAUCUUCACCUUCCACACCGACCCAAGUAAAUCAUUUACCAGGAAUUGGGAGAUUUACGUGUCUCAACACACGAGUGACACGUCUGCACCCUCAGGUUGUGGCCAAUGGUACAGGGACCUAAGUGGAAAGAUCGGCAUAUGGAACAACGUGGACCCAUCAUCCACUCAAUGGUACUACAUCGAUAAGCAGGACUACGCUAUCUGUCUAAGAUACGAAGCUGGGUACUGCAGCUUCACCUACUUCGAAACUAUAGCAUUCAGGCCCAAAUGCAGCGACUAUUUUGAGCGACCUGGAAAUCCACCGAGUUUGAAACCCGCCUGUACGACCAUACCCCCUUCUGCGUCUCAACAAUACACGGUAACGGGAGGCCUUCAGUAUUUCCUCGUCCAAUUCGAGGACCCUUCAAACCAACAUCUUGGCUCCACUUCAAAUCCCUACCGAAAUCCAAACAUCUUCUUCUCUCAGAAUCACCUUCAAAGGGAGCCCAGGUUUCAACAAAAGGAGCUUCGUGUUCCUAGAGAGAAUCCAGUGCCCCAAGGAACUACAAACGCCCUAAAAGAGACUAGCUCUAACAAAGAGAAUUUAGGUCCAUCACAGAGUCAAAGACGCCCAAAGGAGUUCCAAGUCGCCAGGAGAAAGGCCAGGUUCCCUAAGGAGAGCAUCCAGCAAAGUCAUGGUCUCCAGUGUGAGUACAGGUCACUAAGAGAGUUCAGAGGCUCCAAAGUGCCAAUGUUACACAGGAAGAGUUUAGGACCUCCCAAGAGAGCCAAAGGAGUGCCCAGGUCCCCUAAGGAUAGUCCAUGGUGUUUAAUGUUAGAGAAGCUGAAUCACGAGAGGAGUAACAACUGCUGCUGGAGACGUCCCAGUUAUACUUAUGACCGGACAGUUCAAAAACCUCUGCACGCGAAACCAGAGGAACCCGAAGGGUUGCUGUGUGGCUUACUUUUUGGAGGGCGUUCCAAAUCCCACGCUAUUUGGUCUGAGGAGCGCCUCCCGAGCAGCUGUCUCUUCGCAGCCUCUCUUUGGAAGGAAUCAGACCAACACUAUUUAUUGUUUGUCCUUCCUUAUUUAAGGAACGAGGAGGCAAAGAAAAUACUCUGA
Macrobrachium nipponense is the source of this 1833-nucleotide messenger RNA. RefSeq lists its product as uncharacterized. Bases 181 to 1833 code for a protein of 550 amino acids. The transcript has 10 exons. The record is from RefSeq and is a predicted model, not a curated record. NCBI's taxonomy places the organism in Eukaryota, Metazoa, Arthropoda, Malacostraca, Decapoda, Palaemonidae.